Molecule: messenger RNA, 831 nt
Organism: Histoplasma capsulatum G186AR
Lineage: Eukaryota; Fungi; Ascomycota; Eurotiomycetes; Onygenales; Ajellomycetaceae
Exons: 3
Coding region: 1-831 (276 amino acids)
Molecular function (GO): peroxidase activity
Source: RefSeq, a predicted model, not a curated record
AUGUUGACCACCGUGAUUGUGAUGGUUUUUGUGAGCUUUCGUCUGGUGUCUGCAGCAGUGGAUUACACGCGAUGGCAUCCACCAGGACCAGAUGACGUCCGUGGACCAUGCCCUGCAUUAAACAGUCUCGCAAAUCAUGGCAUACUUCCUCGCAACGGAAAGCGAAUGACUUAUCCGACCUUGCUUAAAGGCAUAUUGGAGGGGUUGAAUGUUGGAUUUGAUCUCACACUUGUUGCUGGCACCGGGGGGAUGAUAGGGGCGAAAAAUCCACUUCAGCUCUACUUCAACCUAGAUGAUCUCGCUAAUCACGAUUUGUUUGCCGAACACGACGCAAGUUUAUCACGAGGCGACAUUUACUUUGGUGACAAUAUCAGCUUCAACGCGACGAUUUGGCAGAGCGUCCUCGACUACUUCAUCGACGACCGCACUGUAAGCUUGGGAGCAGCUGCUCACGCACGGUUAAAUCGAAUCAAAACGGAAAGAGCACGAAAUCCUGAUUUCACAUUUAAUGCGAAGGACGAUAUAAUUAGCUAUACUGAAACGGCGCAGUAUUUAAGUGUUUUUGGGAACCCUGAUACAGGAAACCCUCGAGUUGAUUGGAUCAGGAUUUUCUUCGAGCAAGAACGGUUGCCAUAUCUUGAGGGAUGGCAGCGACCAUCGAAACAAACGAAUGCGCUAACCCUGGCGCCUUUAAUCGCAAAGCUCAUGAUUGCUGGCGGAGAAGUUCUUCCCGAGACAUUAAUGAUGGUAGAAAACACUUUGGGAAAGAUACUGACUGGCAAACCCAUAGAAGGUUUGAUUGGAAGGCUCCCGUUCAUAAAUAAGACAUAA